CUGCGCCGGGAGACGGGAAUGUGUCUGGGGAGCGGAGAGGGGCGGGAAGAGGGAAUCCUUUUUCGGGCCGGAGAGUGCUCUCUAGGCGAGGCCAAGGGCAACCCGCGGGCGGGUGCGAGGAACGUCGUCGUUCCCCUUCCCCUCCCCCCCAAAGCCGGGCUCUCCCUUCCACAUCAGAACACGACAGAGAGGGGGUUGACUUUGGUGCACCUGGGGAAAGUGCAAUUAAUUUCAAUUCAAAAUGCCUAAUUCUAAAAACAAAUCACGGCGUAGGCAUAAAGUUGGUCAAGAAGCUGGGAGAAAUGAAUUAGUCUCUAGAUCAUUGCAAAGUGCUCAGCAUUGUCUGGAGGAUCAAGACUAUGGAACUGCAUAUGCUCACUAUCUUUUGGUAUUAAAUAUAGCUCCUGAGCUUAAAAAUGAUGUCAAGGAAACAUUUCAGUUUACCCUUUUGAAAUGGGCAGAAGAACUGGAUUCUCUUUCAAGAAUUCAAGAUUUAUUUGACUGCUAUGAACAUGCCCUGGAGUUGUUUCCUAAUGAUGAGGUCAUAUGUAACAGCAUGGGGGAGCAUCUUUUCAGAAUGGGCUUCAGAGAUGAAGCAGCUGCAUAUUUCUAUAAAGCUGUGAAGCUAAACCCUGACUUUCUAGAUGCGAAGGAGAAUUUUUACCGUGUUGCCAACUGGGUAGUAGAACGAUGGCACUUCAUCAUGCUUAACGACUCCAACAGGAAUUUGCUGUAUCAAAAAGCAAUUCAGAAGGCAGCCCUUUCAGGGUGUAGAAGUGCUCUUGAUAUUGGAACAGGAACAGGCAUUCUCAGUAUGUUUGCCAGAAAGGCUGGAGUGUCUUCUGUCUAUGCUUGUGAGUUGUCAAAGACCAUGUAUGAAUUGGCUUGUGAAGUGCUAGCGGCGAAUGGUUUUGAUGAAGAAAUCAAACUUCUGCAUAUGAAAUCUCUUGAUAUUGAAAUUCCAAAACACAUUCCGGAAAGAGUUUCCCUGGUUGUCACAGAAACAGUAGAUUCCGGUUUAUUUGGAGAAGGAAUUGUGGAAAGUUUGAUCCAUGCUUGGGAGCACUUACUUUUACCACCAAAGCCUAAUAAUGCUGGAGUUGAUGCUGAAAAUUAUGGCCGAGUUAUACCAGCAGGAGCUGCCAUCUGGGGUAUGGCAGUGGAAUGCAAGGAGAUACGUAGACAUCACAGGGUGGGUGUAAAAGAAAUUGCUGGUGUGUAUUUGCCAGAAGAACUGGAGUUCCACAGUCCAACAGACGCAUCUGUAACCUCAGAGGAGAAUCUUGAACCUUACACUACUGAAAAACUCAGCAGAGUUCCUGGUGGUUAUAAGGCCCUUACAGAACACUUCCAAGUGUUCACAGUCAAUUUUAACAACGUUCAGGAAUUGAAAAGCUUUGCAACCAGGAAGCCAUCCAAGAUUGACGUGACAGUUAUUGAAGAAGGAAUAGUAGAUGCCAUUGUGGUCUGGUUUACACUCCAGCUUGAUGAUGAACAUACAAUUUCUACAAGUCCAAGUGAGGACAGCUGUUGGGAGCAAGCAGUCUACCCAGUACAAGGCCUCCUUGAUUACUCUGUAAAAUCUGGAGAUUCUGUUACAAUGGAAAUAUCCUGCCAGGAUUGCUAUAUAAGGAUCCAAAAGAUUUCCAUUGUGACUGCUGAUUAUGGGAUGGAUGAUGAAAGGAACUUGAGGGAGAAGAACAGUGAGGCUGAGCUGUGCAGUGCUCUGGCCAGUCUUCAGACAGCAAGCAAACGAGAAAGUACGCAACAGAGAUGCAUGGUGGAAUCCACUGAGAUUGCUUUACUGAACAAUAUACCAUAUCACGAAUGUUUUAAAGCUGCCAUUGGCAAGGUGCUGUCAUCAUUAAGUGUCCAUGAACAGUCUCAGUCCAUGGAUGUGGAUCGCCACAGUGAUGCUGCUCUUGCAAGGAACCAAAGCAAAAACUCUGUGACUCCUGACCCUCUGUAUGUUUUGGAUGUAUCAGAGGGCUUUUCAAUCUUGCCAAUAAUAGCAAGCAAAUAUGGGCCUGUUAAGGCAUACAGCUCAGUUGAAAAGGAGCAGCACCAAGUAGCUCUCAGUCUGAUUUCAGAAGCAAAUAGAUGUCCAAAGGAAGCAUUGGAGUUUUGGCUCAGCCAGCUAAAGGACGAAAACAUGGUAUUACAGAGGCCUAAAUCAGACAAAUUAUGGAGCAUUAUAAUAUUGGAUGUCAUAGAGACUUCUGGUCUAAUUCAGCAAGAUGUGAUGGAAAAGGCAGCAAUAUCCAGGUGUUUGCUUCACUCUGGAGGAAAGAUAUUCCCACAGCAUGUGAAGAUGUAUGGCGUGCUUGUAGAAUCCAGGGCAUUAGUACUUGAGACAGAAGUUCAAGGCACGGAUCCCACACUUGGUUUCAACAUUGCACCUUUUAUCAACCAGUUCAAGGUUCCUUUCCGUAUAUUUUUGGAUUUAUCCACAUUGCCACAUGUUCCUUUAAGCAAGCCAGUGGAACUUAUGCGACUGGAUCUCAUGAAUCCAUAUUUAAAUAGCUGCAAUAGAGAAGUUAAAGUAAAGGUUUGUAAAACUGGUCACAUUACUGGUAUUCCAUUUUGGUAUCACGUGUGUCUGGAUGAAGAUACUGUUUUGGAUACGUCAAGCAAGUCCUCUCAUUGGAAACAAGCUGCUGUUGUGUUGGAUAAGCCGAUUCAAGUUCAGUCAGGAGAUGAACUUGUGCUCUGUGUCCAGUAUCUCAACAGUAACAUCAGCAUUACAGUAAAACAGUGACCACCCAUCAGGUAGUUGGUUUCUAAUAUGAUUUCACUGUAAAUAAAAUCUCACAUAUAGCUGCAAAGAUGCAUGCGUUAAUCAUGGUCCAGGGCCACAGCGUUUGAGCUCUGCUUUGAGUCACUCUGCAGUUCAGCACAACUUGUUCAGCAAGAACUAUGUUCUGCAUCACAAAUUUUGUAAUUGAGAUUUGAUUAUUGGAUGAACAAAAUAAUAAUUGGAGAAUUCGCUCAUGGAAAGUCUCUACAUUGUGUGUGUAUGAGAGAGAAAAAGUGUGUGAACAACUUUCCUACAGUAUUUUGUUGCCUUCUGGAAAAUGAAUUGUCUAAAAUUAAAAAAAAAAGAUUGUACAGCUUUUCAGGUCUUACUUCUUGAAGGUAGUAAAGCAAUGAUGUGUAGUAGUAAAGGAUA
Molecule: messenger RNA, 3169 nt
Organism: Pogona vitticeps (central bearded dragon)
Lineage: Eukaryota; Metazoa; Chordata; Lepidosauria; Squamata; Agamidae
Source: RefSeq, a predicted model, not a curated record